AUGCAGGAAUACGGGCAAAUGCGAGGGCGAAGUUCAGACGAAAAAAGAAGAGUCUGCGUGGCUCAGAUCAUAUUCGGAGAGAAAACUGUAUUUAUACAAUUCUCACGGAGAGACUCCCUUUACUCCUUCAUUCGGAAGGCCAUUCUCGGGCUGGCAGCUUCCCUGCAGCCUACAUACGGGGGAGUCCCAGAGGAGGAGAUUGACCUGCGGGAGUAUACGGAGUUCCUCUUCUACGUGGAGGAUUUAGGCGGAAGAAAGAUACUUCUGAACAACCGCGAGAGAGAGUUCCCGAACUUGCUCAGAUUCUUCUCGUACAAGCUCACUCUGCACGUGUACUUGACGGGGUCGGUGGCAGAUGCUUCCGGGAAUGUUCACACGUGA
Nematocida major is the source of this 381-nucleotide messenger RNA. RefSeq lists its product as uncharacterized. Lineage: Eukaryota; Fungi; Microsporidia. The record is from RefSeq and is a predicted model, not a curated record. The transcript has a single exon. The coding region runs from base 1 to 381 and encodes 126 amino acids.